UUGUAAUCAUAUGAAAGGCAAGUAUUUAUGCGACACUUGUCUACAAAUUGUCGACAAUUUGUUUGCAAUCGACUAAACAAAACAUAGAAAAAGUGAAUAUAUGUUACAUAUUGUACUCAAUUGUAUUGAAUGUCUUAUUAAGUAAUCUAUAAUUAUAUGACAUUUAAAGCAAUGAUUGGUUUAUUUAGUGACCAAAUAUUGUGUCAAAUGAGUAGACAUUUGUGUCACACAAAGCACUGACGAGUCAACCAUUGAAGCACUCAAUCGUCACUACAAUUGAUCCAAUUUUUUAUAUCAUAUUUUCUUAAUAGUUAUUCAAAACAUAAAUCACUUUUACCUCAGAUUUAUCAUUCAAAUCACUGAAACAACUGUUUUCCCAUUUUUUGGUCAAUAGUUUAGAGCCAUUGAAGACAAUAUAAUAAUUAAAUUAAUUGAUAAUAUAAUAUAUGAAUACCUUUACGAUGGCCUCCAAGAGUACGACGACUCGCGAGCCGAAGACACCUUUAAAUCCAUUGAAUUCAAAGAAGUGGUAUUCAUUGACUCAGUCUUCUUCGUCCACUAGUACUGGAGGACGUUCGCCAUCAUUAUCUCCAGAACCAAAUUGUGCCAUUUGUUUGGGAAAAAUUGAAAACAAGUCUUUUGCUGACAAAUGCUUUCAUAGUUUUUGUCGUUUAUGUCUCUUUGAAUGGGCAAAAGUGAAGGCCGAGUGUCCCGUAUGUCGGCAAUCAUUUGACCGAAUUAUUUACAACAUCCGAGCGAUGGACGACUACGAUGAACAUGUGAUCCAAACGAGUCAUAGACCACGAGUGGGCCCUCAUUUUCAUCCGCCAUUUGGUUACCACGCUUUCUUCAACUUCGAGGGAAGUCAACGUUUCCGAUACCCGACAACAAUGACUCCAUUUCGUCGACAUAUGAUUGAUCUGCAAUUAAAUGAAUUGAAUCCCUCGGUCACCCGUUAUCACAAUUUUUCAAAUUUUCUACAAAUACUUGAUAACAGAAGAAUUCGGGAACAAAGGCUAAGAAAUGAUGAUUCAAGUAAUGCAAUCAAUAAUAAUAAUACCAUAAGAAAUAGUGCCACCCGUACGCACAGUCCAUCCAAUUCCCGAAACUCGCCACUAAUUGGUUUUAAUGAACGAUUUCGACUGCGAGGUGAAGACCCAAUGAUUUCUGGUCGAUAUCCUGCAUCUCGUGGUUGGACUCCUAGUUUUUAUCCCAAUCCACUUGAAUUAGAUAUAUUUCCACCACCAGUGGGUACUUCAGCGCAUAGACGAUAUGUAUACGAUUCUGACCUAUGGGUGUUGACCAACGGUGACGGAAAUACGAGUCGCACUCGGGAAGUGUCGGCGCGAUUCUUCUCUUCAAACCCCGCGUGUACUCAUAGAUUGAUUCCAUGGCUUAAUCGAGAAUUGAAUGCAAUUCUUCAAAACCCUAACGAAACAGAAACAUUAAUUCCGCGAAUUAUGAAUGCAUUGCUUAUGUAUGACAUAACAAGUGUUGGUUUCAAGAAAAUCAUUGCAACAUUUCUUCUAAAUAAAACUAAUCAUUUUAUUCACGAAUUCUAUAACUUUGCCCGAAGUCCACAUGAUAUGGAACAAUACACACGAUUAUCUAUUUAUGUUCCCCGACAUAGAGCUGAUAUUGUCGAUUCUGAAGCACUUCCCGUUCCCUUAGGAUAUCAUUUAGAUCCAGAUAUUGCUUCACCACCUAAUCGUAGAUCACAUCGAUCACAAACACCGGAUUCAAUAUCAAGUGAUGACUCGAGUAUCCAAAUAUUGGAUUGUCAUACACAGGAUAUCACUGGAAGUCCAUCAAAUUCUUCAGACAACGAUUUGCAACAAAAUGAUUCAUCAUUUAGUCCAAAUGUUUGGCAAAUUAAUAACGAAGAUAAUUCUGAUAGUUGUCGGUCAUCCACAGAGAUACGACAAUUGAUAACACCAUCGCCACGAAGCACACAAUCUGUUUGUGCGAAUUCAAAUAAUUUGAAAACAAAAGCUGUUAUUAUUGGCUCAUCUUCUGAUACGACUUCACGUGAAAAUAAUUCGGACGUAAUAUUAAACAAUAUUGACAUAAUUGAAGAUUUGAAUAAUCCUCAACCGGGAACUAGUGGUUUGUCACGAGGAAGAGAGACUGCUAACUCUAAAUGGUCUGAUAGUGAAACCACAGAUGUCGAUGUGGGCAAUGAACUCGAGGCUGCAAUCGCUCGAUUUGAGCGCAAUUACAAAUCGGAAGUGAAGAUCGAGACCAAUACCGAUAAUAAGAAAACUGAUGAUAACAAUGAUGACAACAAUUCUGAUUGUAGUAGUAGUUCUGUUCAAAUUGUUGGAUACGUUAAGCCAUUACAUGAAAGGACUCCAGAGUUUAUAGAUUUAAUUUCAUGUGAUGAACAAAAUGGUGUUAAAGACAAUAAAUAUAGUGAUAGAAAAGUUGAAAAAAGUAAAAGAAAUAAACAGAAACACAAAAAGCAUACAAGAGUUUGGUCGCCGUCUCAAAGUUUUGCCAACAAUUCUAAUGAUCCGAACGUUUGCACCACUAAUAGGAAAUACAAACAUAAGAACCGAAAUAAAGACAAAAAUAGAAGUAAAGAGAAGCAUAAAUACCGAUCACAUCGACGGUCAAAGCGUUCGCGCUCUUCAUCUACAACAUCGACAACGAGCUCAUCGACGAGUUCUUCGAGCAGUUGUGAAGAGUUGAGAAAUUUGACUAAAAGAGAGAAAAAAAGAGGACACAAACAUAAGGCUCAUCGAAAAUAUAAUUCAGAUACCAGACGAUUAAGAUCUUCACCAACAUUUGACAACAGAAGAUAUCUGGAGUCAAAUAAUAGUUUACAAACUGAUUACACAUAUUUUGCUAACAACUCUUCGGCUAAUAAUCAAACAACGAGGCCAUUGACGUUGAGCUCUGUUGUCAUACCUAAACAACCAAUUGAUGAAAAUCGUUUUAUGCGGUAUUAUAUAUACAGUGAUUCCGACUAACUUAAUACCGAUUCCCUGCAACUUAUACCCAUUC
Oppia nitens is the source of this 3006-nucleotide messenger RNA. Its product is annotated as E3 ubiquitin-protein ligase Topors-like. NCBI's taxonomy places the organism in Eukaryota, Metazoa, Arthropoda, Arachnida, Sarcoptiformes, Oppiidae. The transcript has a single exon. Gene Ontology annotation, biological process: protein monoubiquitination; protein polyubiquitination. The record is from RefSeq and is a predicted model, not a curated record. Bases 447 to 2972 code for a protein of 841 amino acids. Gene Ontology annotation, molecular function: ubiquitin protein ligase activity; metal ion binding.